Messenger RNA from Priapulus caudatus, 979 nucleotides. RefSeq lists its product as uncharacterized. The record is from RefSeq and is a predicted model, not a curated record. Lineage: Eukaryota; Metazoa; Priapulida; Priapulimorpha; Priapulimorphida; Priapulidae. The transcript has a single exon. The annotation marks the transcript as partial.
AUGACAGAUGACAGCACUGACGUCACCACCAACGUCAUCACUGACGUCACCACCAACGUCACCACGGACGUCACCACCAACGCCACCACUGAAGCAACGACGGAUGGCAGCACUGACGUCACCACCAACGUCACCACUGACGCAAUGACAGAUGACAGCACUGACGUCACUAACAACGUCACCACUGACGGAACGACGGAUGGCAGCACUGAUUUCACCACCAACGUCACCACCAACGUCACCACCAACGCCACCACUGACGUCACCACUUAUGUCACCACUGAUAACAGCACUGACGUCACCACUGAUAACAUCACUAACGUCACCACCAACGUCACCACUGACGUCACUAUCAACAUCACUACCAACGUCACGACUGAUGUCACCACGGAUGGCAGCACUGACGUCACCACUGAUGGCAGCACUGACGUCACUACUAACGUCACCACUAACAUAACGAGUUAUGGCAGCAUUGACGUCACUAAUGACGUUUCCAGUGACGUAACGGCUAACGUCACCACUGAUGGCAGCACUGACGUCACUACUAACGUCACCACUAACGUAACGAGUUAUGGCAGCAUUGACGUCACUACUGACGUUUCCAAUGACGUCACCAAUAACGUCACCACUGGCGACACGGACAAUACAGUGGAGACGGUGACAGCGUUGACAGAUACAGCCGCCGUCAAGGCAACUGAUGGUUUGAUGAACACUACAAACGUAACAGACGUGUCCACCUUAGAAAUAACAACUGAUGUGUUGACUAGUGCCGUCACAACAGAAACUACUUUGGAGAAUAAUUAUUUAGCUAACAGCACAGAAUCCACUAAAGAAACAGCAACUGAUGUGUUGACUAGUCUAGCAAUGGCAGAAACAACUACUUUGGAGAAUGAUUUCAUGAACAGUACAGAAACUACACAAGAAAUAAUAACGGAUGUGUUAAUUAGUGCAGUCUCAUCAGAAGCAACUACUUUGGAGG